This is a messenger RNA of Archocentrus centrarchus (flier cichlid), 3282 nucleotides long. It is a transcript of the gene cryaa, whose product is annotated as crystallin, alpha A. Gene Ontology annotation, biological process: lens development in camera-type eye; protein refolding; negative regulation of apoptotic process. Gene Ontology annotation, cellular component: cytoplasm; nucleus. The record is from RefSeq and is a predicted model, not a curated record. Lineage: Eukaryota; Metazoa; Chordata; Actinopteri; Cichliformes; Cichlidae. The transcript has 7 exons. Gene Ontology annotation, molecular function: structural constituent of eye lens. The coding region runs from base 2208 to 2738 and encodes 176 amino acids.
ACCGCUUUUGUCGCCUUUUUUCUCCGCUCGCUCUAAAAUAGCGAAAAGCCGUAGUUCGGUGCCGCCAUGAUUGUUGUUGUUGUUCUUGCUCGUUGCCGCCAGUGUUGUUAAAGUCUACUGCCGACCGCCCCCUACAGUGAGAAGAUCGUCACUGAUCUCAUCCAGCUCUUUGUGAAGAGAAGCUCUGAUUUGAAGCAGCAGAUCAGAUCUAAGCAGGAUAAAGAGGGUGGUUUGGAGAUUUGUGAGGCCAGAAUCCUUCUAUGGAUUGACCUAAGAAUACCAGGGGCACACCUGAAGGAUCUACCUGGCUACUGUACAGGUAUGAGAGAGAGGAGGGAAAGAUCCUCCAAUGGUGAGGGCAACUCUGAAGGCAACUCUGACCCUGAAGGUGACUCUGAAGGUGACAGCAACUCUGAAGGCAAUGAUGCACGUGACUGGGAAGGCAACUCUGUGGGCGGUGCUGCAGGUGAUGCUGAAUGCAACACUGCAGGCGAGGGCAACUCUGAAGGCAACUCUGACCCUGAAGGUGACUCUGAAGGUGACAGCAACUCUGAAGGCAACUCUGAAGGUGACGACAACUGGUACGGGUGCAGGGACAGGAUGGGCCCUCGCCACCCCCUCCUGGGAACAGGUUUGUAUGCAGGGUGCUCAAACUCGAAGGAGGUCUCAGCAGAGACAGCAGUCUCUGGGAGGUAUGCACAGGUGCACAGCAGGGUCAGGGCUGUCAUAUGGAGGGCACUGAUGUGUCCAACAAUAAGUUUAGGGUGAGGGAAGCGGAGCAACAGGGAGGAGGCGCCCCCUGAGAGGGGCAAGGGAGGAUGGGCACCAGGAGGGCACUCAGGGAACCUACUGCCCCGCAGCCCCAGGGCCAGCCAGGGCACCUAGCCAAAACUGGCCAGUAUCACCCGAAAAGCCCUGGGCCUGAACAGGGCUCCUGGACGCCCCACACUACCCAGGCAGAAAGGGUUGACCAUACAGCCACCACUGGAGCAUAAGGGUCCCCCCAGGAUCCAAAGGAAUAGAAAGCCCAGUUAACUCAUGCUGGGACCCCUGGAGUGAUCAUUUGCUGUCUGCAGUGAUGUCAGUGAUGAUAGAUAAAUCCAAUGAUAGUGAUAUGCUUAGACGGGAAAAUGAAUGGUGUUCAUUAUGGUGUAUGGUAAGUUCCAUUUAAUGAGCCACAGAAUGGAGACCAUGUGUUAGUAACGUGUGUCAUCCUGUUCUGUAAGGAGGCAGAAACUCUUCAUUGAUAUCAGGACAUUUAACCAGUGAUUAAUGUUAAUGUUUUUAUUUCCAGUUAACUAGAACUGUUUUCUUGGCGCUGCUGGAGCAGUGAGUGUGGUCACCGAGCCGGCACACAUGAGGAGCCGGGAUCACCGCUGCUGCCUUUGCCUGACACGAGCCGGCCUCUGCAUCUGUUUUUAAUCAAGUGCAGCUGAUCAGCAGCGCCUAGCUUCUGUGUACCCUCUUCACUCCUAUGGAAGAAGUUUGUUGAGCUUUUCUUAAAUAAAGACAUAGUGUAAUAUGCCAUGUGGCUGUAUUUAGCUCAUUUGAAGACCUGCUGAGUAAAACCUCAGAGCUGAGAGAGGGCAUCCUUCCUUUACGGGUCUGCUCUCGUUUCUGUGUCUGCUGUUGUUCCAUUGGACAGCAUUGUUUCUAAAUCUGCCCGUCAUCCAACCACACAGGCAGAACAAUACAGCAGCAUUAUGUCACUGACUGACUGACAGAACAGAUAUGUGUGUGUGUGCUUGAUGCACUGUCACACAGGUAAAAUCCCUCUGUGUCUGUACUUGGCUUCCCGAGCUCAUUGUCUCGCCCGCCCUCCUCUCGUCUAGCACGGUUUGUUUUGGCAGCCCUGGCUGUCUGAUGCGUGAGUGCCACCGGGUCUCAGCAGGGACUGGACCUAGCGGUGCCCCCCCAUCCUCAACCCUGAUUCUGCUGACGGGGCCCAACCCACCAUGCUGAGAUAAUGCCAUUCCAGAGGGAUCGUGGCUAAAGCCUCUCUUUCUGGCUCUCAGGUAUAUAAAGAGGAGGCAGCUGUAGAGUGGGGAACAAAGCGCUCACUCUUUGCUUACUGCUUUUGACCAUCACUCUGUUCUCUCACUCUUACCUCAUCUCCAUUUUUAACCUGCGGGAUCCUGAGCGAAGCAGGUACUUCUGCCAGCCUAAACCAAACCAAGCCAAAGCAGACCAGGCUGUCUUCAGUUACUAUGGAUAUUGCCAUCCAGCACCCCUGGUUCAGACGUGCCCUGGGCUCCGUCUACCCUGCCCGACUCUUUGACCAGUUUUUCGGCGAAGGCAUGUACGAUUAUGACCUCUUCCCUUACACCGCCUCCACCAUCAGCCCCUAUUACAGACAGUCACUCUUCCGCAGCUUUUUGGAUUUUUCCAACUCUGGCGUCUCAGAGGUGAGAUCUGACAGGGAUAAGUUCACAGUCUACCUGGAUGUCAAGCACUUCUCUCCUGACGAGCUCAGUGUGAAAGUGACUGAUGACUAUGUGGAGAUCCAGGGCAAGCAUGGAGAAAGACAGGACGACCACGGUUACGUCUCUCGUGAAUUUCACCGCCGUUACCGCCUCCCCUCUAGCGUUGACCAAUCAUCAAUCACCUGCACCUUGUCAGCCGACGGCCUGCUGACUCUGACCGGACCAAAGGUCAGCGGGGGGAGCGAAUCUGGCCGCAGCGAGCGUAGUAUCCCCAUCACCCGCGAUGACAAGACCAACGCUGCCGCGUCCUCCUAGAGGCCAGAUGCCGGUGGGUGCUGGGGUGCUGCAGUAGCUCAGCCCCAGGAUGACCAGCAUCAUCUGGGAUGGAUGACUACAGAAUUCUUCUUUUCCCUUUCCUUAGAGGAUAUCUGUGUCCUCCUUGCUUCUUUCUAUAGUUACUUCUUAACUCAUACAGUAUCAUUAGUAUGAUUGUUUUUUUGAGUAUAACAGAGAUCAGCCCAUGGAGGCAAUUCAGUGAGGGGGGGCUGGAGUCUUUAAGUCAUCUCAGGACACCUGGAGAGGUCACAUGGCCUGACACGUCACUGCUGCAGAUUAGUUUCAGAGCGAGCACUCUAACAGUGCAGAUGGUUGGAGGUAAAUGUCUCACCUGUCCUGUCCCACAUAUUAAAAUCACUGAGGGUCUCUUAGGCCUGGCCCCUCCCAUUCUUGUUCUUACUCUGAAGCCCCUGCUGCUUCGUCUUACAUAUAUCCUGUACUGCAGUCGGCCUUGUUCAGUGGAUACCUGCUCACUACUGAGAGUCCAUACUAAAGAAACAAUAAAGCUGUACAAUUAACAAAA